GCAAAGCUAUAUCGCUCUAUGGCUAUAUCGCAUUUGGCUGCUCUGUUCAGUGCCGCUGAUAGGGCCGUAUCCAUCUCGCCAUCCUUCGGACAUCCAAAGUGGCACUAAACCAGGCGCGGGAGGGAAAGGAGGUGAAAGAGGGGUUUUCGCUUAUCUGACAUUACGCAAGCGGCGACGGGCCCGUCGCGAACACCUGAGACGGCAGACUACGCAUAGUUUCGGAUUCCACGGGCGUGCGGCUGCGACAUCGUGGCAACUGAAUUCAUCGGAACCACGGGUUCGCGGAUGUCGGAUGGCGAAGCCAGUCAAUGUCGCAGCACCAAGGAGAGGCGACAUUUGUUUCUUCACGGAGGGCAGGCACGCCGACGUUGAGUUCCUGGUGGAGCAUGGCUCCGACCCACCCAAGAGCUUCAAGGCCCACAAGAUGGUUCUUGCCAUGCGCAACGAGGUCUUCGAAACCAUGUUCUACGGAAGUCUGCCCGAGAAGAACCAAGUUCGCGUCACCGACUUGCAUCCGGAUGGAUUUUCUGCUUUCCUCAAGUACCUCUACAGCAAGGAAGUCACAUUUGUCAACCUCAUGCAAGCAUUGCACACACUAGCAGCCGCCAAGAAGUACAUGGAGCCGAAGCUCAUGGAAGCCUGCGAAGAGUCCAUUAGAUUUUCGAUGCUUUCAACCAACGUUUGCGUCGUCUUAGAAUACGCCGUAAAGAAAGGCAACCUCGCAAACUUCGACGGACUUAUCAACACGUUCCUGAAUUUGAGCGGUGUUCAAGUCCUGGAGUCGACGGCGUUCAUCACCGCGUCGAAGGAAACCGUCCUCAGAAUACUGAAAAACCCUCGGCUUUGCGUCAAAGAAUACUAUGUUAUCAAGAGUGUCUACGCAUGGGCGAUUGCACGUUGUGGAACAGGAACUGGCAUAGCUUCCCCCGCAGCGAUUCAAUCAACCAUGAGGCCGUUCCUGCCAGAGCUUAGGUUCCUGACGUUGUCUCCUCUGGAGUUCGUCGAAGGUCCAAUUAGGUGGAAUAUCCUGACAGAGUCAGAGGCACUGGCUGUCCUCAGUAACAUGGUAAAACACGGCUCGAAAGAGUGGCCAGUGGGGUUUUCCACUAACAGGCAAGCCAGGACAGAGGUAACCUUAGGCAAUGGUCCAACAGCGGGGGGGUUCGGGAUGUCCUCUAGCCCAAUGGCAGUGCCUGUAGCCAGUGCCACACAACAGUCGACCACCAAUGUUGCUUUCAAUUUUGGUGUCACCCCGGGUUUUCGGCAGUCAAAAGCACCCAGUUUUGAUUUUCGUUUAAGUUAGGUUACGUUACGUUAGGUUAGGUCCACCUGAGCCCUACAAUUUUUUUCCUUCAAUACGAUCCUCAAACUUUGUUGGGAUAUGGAACUCGUCAUAGACCGACGCCCACGGGUAAACGAAUCUUUGGUUUUAUUUUGAAAUAUUUCAUUCAUCAGUUUUCAGUUUUAGCAAUUUAUUAAUUGAAUUAGUUCCAAUACCUCCAACAAAAGGCAAAAUAUAAAUGAAAAAAAAAAGUUUGUGCGUGUGUUCUCCCGGCAGUGUUGCCAGAUGGAAAACAUCAGUCAGUAGAUUGAUCUCCUACAUAUCAGUAGGUCACCCAACAGUCAAUAAAUUCUAAAAAAAAAAACUUUUUGCAUUCCUGACCGCUCUUAAGAGAUAAUAAACAUAAUAAAUAAUAUACUCAGACAUGAAAAUUUGUUGUUUUUUUGCUUGCUGCAUGUUUUUCCUUCUAAUUCGAAUUUUCCAGCGGCCAAGUGCACAUCACAUCCUUUGCAGAAAGCAAAAUGAUUACCUUUAGCACUUUCCCACGCUGUAUUAUACUUUCGUAUAUAAUUUUUCUUUCUUGAGGGGGCCGGAGGGGUGCGACUGCCGCUAUCUGAAGACUCGCCGCUCAUAAUCGUACGUGGACGAAACCAGGCAAGACCAGUCGGUUUUGUAAGUGCGCGCAUACAGGGCUGCGUUGGCUCUUACGGCUUUGGGAGGAUAGCUGAAUAAAUCGAGGGAAACGUAUAAAUAUAGUCUCGUUUUGAAUAAUUCUACAUGCGGUUGCUGGCUAAUAUUGGAGCGCUAUAUAGUUCCUUGAAAGCAGAGUAGCGCAGGGCCGUUUAUGGCGAGAGUUUGGCCAGUGGGUGUGGCAACAAAGCGACGAAGGCGCCGGAGAG
Ixodes scapularis (black-legged tick) is the source of this 2181-nucleotide messenger RNA. Its product is annotated as BTB/POZ domain-containing protein 6-like. Gene Ontology annotation, biological process: neurogenesis. Gene Ontology annotation, cellular component: cytosol. The transcript is spliced from 4 exons. The record is from RefSeq and is a predicted model, not a curated record. Gene Ontology annotation, molecular function: protein binding. Bases 293 to 1303 code for a protein of 336 amino acids. NCBI's taxonomy places the organism in Eukaryota, Metazoa, Arthropoda, Arachnida, Ixodida, Ixodidae.